CCUCAUCUAAACGCAGUAAUGUACACCAAAAAAAAAAACAAGUUUUCAGAUUGAAUAGCGGACAAACAUCUGCUGUCCUAUACGUUCGUAUAGGUACCGACUGAGACAUGUGUUAGGCACAGUCUCUUAGAUUACACCUGGCAGUGGCGACGGCGGCAGCUGCUUCGGGACACCCGUCACGAUCGAGGUCUUCGCUGCUGGGUGCGUACCUAUACCCGAAAACCCGGAUCAGUUCUUAUCGAACCGCGGAACCGUCAUCACCUAGUCAUCGUUAGUGUGCCAGUGCCCGUGUUUGUAUAUGUGUGCCACCUAAAGUCGCGUCAUGUUCUCCUGUAAGUCCAGGUACGCUUGUGGUAAGGCUACCACCGGUGGACCGUACAGCGAUAGCGAUGAAGACAGUAGUUACGGAUUCAAAGCUCGAUCGUCCAGGACUCGAGCCUCAAUGUCCGCUGUUAUCCAACGGGACGAUCCUGAAGACUAUCACAUUUACGGUAACUUGACGUUUGGUUACAAACCAAUAUUGAAGACUAGAUUAUCCAGUGCCAAUAGCUCUAUGCGUCGACGCAUGCCCGUCAAACGAACCGUAAGCUUUUCCGGCGUUGAAUCGCCUGAACCCUACAGACGGCGAUGGAACGUCCGACCACCACCACCCAGUUAUAAUGUUGCCGUCCGACGAGCCGCUAGUUUUUCAGCAACCAGACGUAACGUCGCUGAAAUCGUGGCUAAAUCUAGCCAGAGACAGCGAAUGCCCUUACCACAUGAACAGUGUUAUGUCAUGUCACCACCUCCACUUGCGCCUACACAUUCAAACUGCUCCAACAGCCAACAAGUUGUUGUAGACGUUCAUAAGUCACCGUUACAGCGUAGACCAUCUUUCAUAGCCUCUGGUUUGAAUACCAGUAUUAGCCCUUCAAAACCAGUCGAAGAUGGCCCAGUAAAAACACCACCCCUACCUACAGAUAUUGCUGGACAACGUAUGGACUCGUAUCGAUUCUCCAUGGCUAAUUUAGAAGAUACACAAGAUGUGGACUUAGAUGCCGUAUUGGGUGAAUUAUGUGCAUUAGAGUCACAGUACCAGAGCACGACCAGUUUGAUGGAAUCCGAAAAAAUAAUGGAUGCAAAUUCAAUGAACAGGAUGCUGUCGAACUCGAAUCAAACGGGACCAGUGGUCAGAACUGACAGUCCGGAUAACGAUUCCGCAUUUUCGGAUUGCGUGUCCCUUUUGUCGAGCAGCGAGAGUUCGGCUUCGAGUGGCACGACCAACCAUUCGGUCAAUAAGGAAAAUUCCAAAGCCGAAAAAAUCCGUCUGGCUCUACAAAAAAUGAAAGAAGCCAGCGUAAAAAAAUUGUUCAUAAAAGUUUUCAAUGACGACGGUGGUGCCAAAUCACUGUUAGUGGAUGAAGGUAUGCGUUGUAGUUACGUUAUGCGUUUAUUGGCCGAAAAACACCAUAUAAAUCUCGGACCGCGCUGGGGGCUUGUUGAACAUCUGCCGGACCUACACAUGGAGCGCGUAUACGAAGAACACGAGUUGCUCGUAGAUAACUUAAUGUUGUGGACUAGAGAUUCAAAAAAUCGUUUGUUAUUCGUUGAAAGACCCGAAAGGACUCAAAUAUUUGAAAAUCCUUCACUGUUCAACUCUUCUGAACAACAAAAGUCGCCUAUCCACGUGAAUGCAAAUUUUGCUCAAGAAUAUUUUUGUAACGGUGGAUUACCAAGUAUUGAAGGUCCUUUAUACAUCAAGACAGAUUCCAGAAAAGGCUGGAAAAAAUAUUACAGUGUUCUUCGAGCAUCUGGACUAUAUUACUACAAGGAUAAGGUUUCGCGAUUGCCGAAAGAUCUCAUUUGCUUGUCCACCUUCGAUGUUAACCAAGUGUACUAUGGUGUUGGCUGGAAAAAGAAGUAUAAGGCUCCAACUGAAUUUUGUUUUGCCAUUAAGCAUCCUUGUCUUCAGCAACCUAAGUCCACUAAAUACAUCAAGUAUGUGUGUGCUGAAGAUGAAGCUACACUACAGCGUUGGAUGUCAGCUAUAAGGAUAGUCAAAUAUGGUCAACAGCUGUUAGAUAAUUAUGAAUCUGCCCUUACCGAAAACCAUUCCAUAAUGCGGAAUACAGACAUUGAAGACAUUGAAAGUGGCCUGUCAGAUUCUGGUUCUUCUGGUUGUGAUGUAGCUUUUGAGUCUGAUUACCCACCUUGUGGUACUAUCAAACGUAAACCUCCUAAACUACCUUUAACCGCUACUACUAGGCAGCUAACUUGCUCAUUAGACACUGCUGCAUCUCCAUCUUCUCCAGCUAAUCAUCAUCGUAGUAGUUUGACAUCAGCUCUUAGUAAUACUUCUACCAAUUCAGGGUCAUCAAACAAAACCAUUCAAAAACCUGUCAAGACAGUUAAAUUUGCUGAUCGGACACCUAGCCUUGAAUCUUUGCCUCCUCCCCCACCUGAACUAUUAGUUGAUGAUGAAGACGAACCUAAUGAUCAAGAGAUCAUGAGUGUACCUCCACCUCCACCUAAGUUGUUAUCACCACCAAGUACAGCAUUUUUGGCUGAUCUUCAUCGUGUUGUGUGUAAAAAAUGGCAAGUAGCUCAAAAAUGCAAGUCUGACACAAUGACCACUCCUCAUGAAGUUCUUGGCUUCAGAGAUCCCAAUGGUGGCCAACAGUAUAGCCGUGAGGCUAAUGUUAGCAAUUGGGUUGCUGAACACUAUGGACCUAAUAAUUUAUAUGAAAAUAUAUACCCAAAAAAUAGCCCUUCAGUAAACUACGUUCCUGUUUCUAAUAAUGCAAAUCAACUUAAAAAGAGACCUCCCCCACCACCACCACCUAGGUCUGAAAAAACCCAAUUAUCAAGGGUGGCACUAUAACUGCUACACACAUACCAUAACCUUUAAAGCUUUAAAAUUGUGUAUCAUUAUUUUAUUAAUUAUGGAUGAAUAGUUUUGUACAAAAGUAAUAUCCGUAGGAUACUUAAUAUUUUGUACAAUUAGGAACAUAGAAUAAUUCUAUUAUAUUUGUUUAGUGUUAUUGCUUGAUUUUAUGAUAUUAGGUACUGCUGUUUAUUAUUAUUAUUUGUUCUUAAAAAAAUUGUUCAUUAUUAUAGCUUAUUAUAAUUUUUAUUUAGAAAGCUUCUAUUAUAAUGGGUAAUGCUAACACCUGAUUGUAAACUAAUUCAUAAGACGAUCAAUAUUAUUCAUUUUUGUUUUAAAUAAUCUAGUGUAUUUUACAACUAUAAAUUGAUACUAUUGUUCGCUUAGGCGAUACUGGCAAAACCAUCGCAUACAUUUUAUUGUUUAGAAAUAAUAAUAUGUUACUAAAAGACUGUAUUUUUGUGUUGAUGUUAAAAUUGUUUAUAUAUAGUAUAUAAUUAUUAUAAUAACGGUAUUAAUUUAAUAUUACAAUUCUGACGAUGUUAUGAUAUUUGUUGCAAUUAUAUCGUGAUUGGUGCUUUUUUUUUAUACAAAUAAAAUAAGCCAA
This is a messenger RNA of Daktulosphaira vitifoliae (grape phylloxera), 3470 nucleotides long. It is a transcript of the gene pico, whose product is annotated as amyloid beta A4 precursor protein-binding family B member 1-interacting protein. Gene Ontology annotation, biological process: signal transduction. The record is from RefSeq and is a predicted model, not a curated record. Bases 323 to 2860 code for a protein of 845 amino acids. The transcript is spliced from 8 exons. NCBI's taxonomy places the organism in Eukaryota, Metazoa, Arthropoda, Insecta, Hemiptera, Phylloxeridae.